AUGGAGUUCCCCUUCUCUCUGGUAGAGCCGGGCGAUGACAUGGAGUCCAUGGACGAGCACUGCCUGAGGGGUGCGGGCUUUCGGCGUAAGCGCGAGUUCACCCCGGAGGAGCGGAAGGACGCCAGCUACUGGGAGAAGCGUCGCAAGAACAACGAGGCGGCCAAGCGAUCGCGGGAGAAGCGGCGUGCCAACGACUACCUGCUGGAGCAGCGCCUAAUGGCACUGAGCAAAGAGAAUGUCCGGCUGCAGGACGAGCUGGUGGACCUCAAGCUCCGCUGCGGCCUCGCGGGGCCCCUGGGCUUCAACCCCGCUGCCGCUGUGGCCGCAGCGGCCUUCUCCGCCCAGCACAGGGGGCUCCGGCAGCUGCACACUUCCUGCGGCCUCCAGCCUGAGCUGGUCUGGGGCCGAGCGGAGGGGCCUCAAGUGGCUCAGGUCCUCCCAGCCUCCUACCACCACCAGCGAGCCUCCAGCCUCUCGCCGUACCCCGGGCCCUCCGCAUUCACCUCGCCGCGAGCGCACACCUUCAGUCAGGCUUUCCCUUUCCUUCUGGACAUGCCGGGCGUUCUCUCAUCCCCGGUUGGACCAGCAUCGCUGCUCCUGCCCCCCCUACUGGUGCCCUCUCCCGGGGGCCCCAGGUAUGGACCUCGGCUGCCGGUGCGGCCCAUUCCCCAGCAGGCGGCCCUGGCCUCGGACGAGGAGGGGGAGCAGCAGGUCCCGGGGGCCUCCACGGGGUUGGAUCCUCGUGCCGCACUGCCACACAAACUCAGACUGAAGACGCACAAGAGCCACAGAGACAAGGGUAGCACCACCACAGGAACCCCGUCUCCACCUCUGUACGUGUCCGACUGA
Alosa alosa (allis shad) is the source of this 849-nucleotide messenger RNA. It is a transcript of the gene nfil3-4, whose product is annotated as nuclear factor, interleukin 3 regulated, member 4. The transcript is spliced from 2 exons. Gene Ontology annotation, molecular function: DNA binding; DNA-binding transcription factor activity. The record is from RefSeq and is a predicted model, not a curated record. The coding region runs from base 1 to 849 and encodes 282 amino acids. Lineage: Eukaryota; Metazoa; Chordata; Actinopteri; Clupeiformes; Clupeidae. Gene Ontology annotation, cellular component: nucleus. Gene Ontology annotation, biological process: regulation of DNA-templated transcription; circadian rhythm.